UCUUUUAAAGAAAGAUGUGUAGGAUUCAAAUGUCAAACUUGAUGAAAUAACGUCACAGGUUCCAAUAAAUACAGGUUAAAUCUAGAUCGAACAUUUCAAGAUCAUUUUCUUAAGGAACAAUAUUUCCCCCCUGCCUAUAAACAGAAACUGGUCUAUGAUACAAUACCAACAUACUGAAAUGAAAGAGAAAUAGAGAGGCAUAUGCUUUUUUUUUUCUUGUCGGAGUGAUAAACGAAGCUGCACAAACAACUAAAAAAAAAAAAGUUUUUUUUUUUCUUUAUUCCUUUAAAAACAGCCAUGUCAAACACAGAUCAAGAUGAAUCAGGAGUGACUAUUAUUUCAGAAUCUAUUCAGAAUGAUAUAUCCUUGCUUACAAAGAGCAAUAUACCACCUAUGACAGAAGAGGAAAUCAAACAAGCUAAACUUUGUCAGUUAUGCCAAACGAAUGAUUGGAUCUAUACCUGUCCUCGAUGUCUAAUCCAUACAUGUUCUGUUGAUUGCGUCAAAAAACAUAAACAAGAAGAAGAAUGUUCUGGUAUACGUGACAAAACAUCCUAUGUAGCCUUACAGAAAUACAAUGAAGCCAAUAUGAUGAGUGAUUAUACCUAUUUAGAAGAUGUAUCAAGGCAAACAGACAAUUUUACAAGGAGUAGAUUAGAUAACCUUCGAGAUUUAAAGGCAAAAGGUGCAGAGAAUAGAGCAAGAACACUAUCGAAAUUUGCAAACCAAUUAGGAAUUCAUUUUUCGUAUUUGCCUAUUGGUAUGAGCCGAAGCAAACUGAACCAAACAAAUUAUAGUAAAAAUUUAAAGCAGAUUUUUUGGUCUGUUGAAGUCAAUUUUUGUAAAGAUCAAAAACGAGAGCGUUAUAUUGAGCAUUCGUUCCCUAGCAACAAGCCUUUUUAUGCGUUUUUCGAGAACCUGCUGCUAUGCAAUAAUCCACAAGGCAAAGGUGCUUAUGCCACUAUUCGACAUCAGCUCAGGAAUUUUAUUGUUGCAGGCAUUGAUCAGUUUGUGAUUGCCCUGAAAAAAGAAAAAGCUCCUCGAGGCCAUUUUGUAGAUAUGACAACAGUUCUUCAUGCACUUUUCAGGGACGUACUAAAAGACGAGCAAGUAAUUGAAUUUCCUAUUUUCUAUAUUUGGCUUAAACAAGAUCCACAACCCUCUGAAGUAUUAGUAUUGGAACAAAAGAAACAACCCCUUAUUAUGCCAUUACCAGAAACGAGCUCUUUGACAGAAUCAACUGUAGAAAAUUAAUAUGGACAACGUGUUAUUCCCAAAAACAAUGGAAAUAAACAAGACCAAAAAUAACUUUUUUUUUUU
Molecule: messenger RNA, 1320 nt
Organism: Gilbertella persicaria
Lineage: Eukaryota; Fungi; Mucoromycota; Mucoromycetes; Mucorales; Choanephoraceae
Exons: 4
Coding region: 298-1254 (318 amino acids)
Biological process (GO): maturation of LSU-rRNA from tricistronic rRNA transcript (SSU-rRNA, 5.8S rRNA, LSU-rRNA); snoRNA localization; box C/D snoRNP assembly
Cellular component (GO): pre-snoRNP complex; nucleus
Source: RefSeq, a predicted model, not a curated record